GUUCUCUUUUAGAUUAGGGCUGAAAUCCCUCAGACGUGUGUGCGCGUGUAAAUGCAGCACAUGUAUGUCCUCUUUACUGUCCCUUCCUUUUUUUAAAUUCAGUUAAAGCUAAUUGCUUCCAGCAGGCUUUUCUCUCGGUCCGUCACGCUGCUCUCAUCAUGUGAUGACACUGUGUGGGUUUGUUAUCGGGAGCCUGUGGGCUGCUGCCUGACCAGCUGCACAUGAGUUAACCUGUCUUCGGAAGUCUUCUGCAGUAGCCAUGAGCUCCUUUAGCGUGUAGAGACUCAACCCUUUUUGCUGCUUGGUGUUUGGGUCAACCUGACGACAUUUCCCAAAUGGCUGAAGAGGUUUUAAUUCCGGGGAAAAACAAUGCACACCUCACCAGCUCUCUGUUGGCUGUAGCAUUCCUUACAUCCUUCGGUAGCUCCAUGCUUUAUGGCUACAAUCUGGCUGUGGUCAACUCUCCUGCAGUGUAUAUUAAGGACUUCUACAACAAGACAGUGCUGCAUCGAAAUGGAACAGGGCUCAGUGGGGAGACGCUGACCAUCAUGUACUCUCUCACCGUGUCUGUCUUUGCUAUUGGAGGUCUGCUGGGCUCCCUCAUAGUGGGUAUGCUGGUCACUCGCUUUGGCAGGAAAGGGACGGUGGUUAAAACAACAGUGCUGGUGUUUAUUGCUGGCUCACUCAUGGGCUUCAGCAGGAUUUGUGGUUCACCUGAAAUGGUCAUCAUAGGCCGCUUCAUCACAGGGAUUCACUCAGGCAUCUCUCUAAGUGUCGUGCCCAUGUAUCUGGGUGAGAUUGCACCGAAGAACCUGAGGGGCUUCUUGGGUCUAGUGCCAAGUAUUUUUAUUGGCACUGGAGUCUUUGCCGCCCAAAUCCUCGGCCUACAUGAGCUUCUAGGAAAGGAGGAGCACUGGCCUCUCUUUCUUUCAAUAGUUGUGGUUCCCACCUUCAUCCAGCUGAUGCUGUUGCCAUGGUUUCCAGAGAGCCCCAGGUAUCUGCUGAUUGAGAAACACAACGUCCAUGCCACCAUCACAGCUCUGAAGAAGUACAGAGCCAAAUGUAACAUCCAAGCUGAGAUCGAAGAGAUGCAGGAGGAGCAGCGUUCCCUGUCAUCAGUGCAGACACUGUCCGUGUGGAAGCUGUUGCUGGACCACUCAGUCCGCUGGCAAGUGCUCAGUGUGGUGGUUAUCAACAUUGGCAUGCAGCUGUCUGGCAUUGAUGCGAUCUGGUUUUACACCAAUGACAUCUUUGAAAAUGCAGGUAUCCCAGUUCCAGAGAUCCCGUACACCACAGCAGGAACAGGGAUCAUAGAGAUCAUCGCUGGACUCGUUGGGUGUUUCACCAUAGAGAAGUUAGGCAGGAGGCCGCUUAUGAUUGGAGGCUUCGCCAUGAUGGGAAUUUGCAGUGCUGGAAUCACCCUGUCACUCAUUCUACAGGUUCACUUAUCAUUCAUGCGCUACAUCAGUGUCUGCUGUGUGGUUGGCAUCAUCGCCGGCUUCUGUAUCGGUCCAGCGGGCGUUCCCUUCCUCAUCACAGCAGAGUUGUUUAAACAGUCCCACCGCCCGGCUGCCUACAUUGUGGGAGGAUCACUCAACUGGGUGUCCAACUUUACUGUGGGCUUCGUCUUCCCCUUCUUACAGAUGUCCGCCGGGUCUUACUGCUACUUGGUGUUUGCCACCAUCUGUCUGUCUGUGGCUGUUUACGUCUACAUUGUGAUCCCAGAGACCAGAAACAAGACCUUUAUGGAGAUCAGCCGAUUGUUUUCCAAGGAGGCCGUUCUCGAGACCCAGGGCCUUUUCAGCGUGGACCAGCUGAAGCUGAAGAAGAUGAACGGUUAUGGCGGUUUAGAACAUGCUUCUCUGGAGUUAGACAGCUCCUCUUCUGUACCAUAAUGGAGCCUCACUUGUUUUACUGGGACGACAAAAAUCACGUCACAUGUCCACCUUACCUGGUCUCUGAUUGAAUAAAGCUGGGUUCACAUUAAGGUU
Molecule: messenger RNA, 1991 nt
Organism: Solea senegalensis (Senegalese sole)
Lineage: Eukaryota; Metazoa; Chordata; Actinopteri; Pleuronectiformes; Soleidae
Gene: slc2a15a
Product: solute carrier family 2 member 15a
Exons: 12
Coding region: 336-1895 (519 amino acids)
Biological process (GO): monosaccharide transmembrane transport
Cellular component (GO): membrane
Molecular function (GO): hexose transmembrane transporter activity
Source: RefSeq, a predicted model, not a curated record